UGAAACCCUAAGUGUACAUAUAUAUAUCCGCCUUAAACUAAAGCCAAACAACAUAGAACUGAAUAACAACCGAAAACUUGAGCAAGAAAACUUCCGACGCUAAGAGAAAUGGCAACGUCCUCUGUUCUGUCCACCUUCGCCGCGACGGCAAUUACGUUGCAACUACUCUUAUCUCCUGCUUCAGCUUCCCCUCACAUGAAAUACAUUGACGCCAUCUGUGAUCGUGCCCAUGACCAAGCUUUCUGCGUUAAAACUUUGACUACCAAUCCCCCUACAGCUGCUCCCAUUGGCCUGCUUCCAUUGUCGGAGGCUGUGAUCAACUUGGCCACAUCACACGCGGAGAAGACAGCGAUUUUCGUAGAUGAGACUGCGAAGAAAGAUCCAACGGUGAAGACUGCGUUUACAGAGUGCCACAAGGCCUACCUGGCCGUGGCAGCUGAUCUCAAGAGUGCAAAUGUGAAGCUCAAGGCAUCCCCGGACACGGCUAACUACGACGUCAGGGCUUCAAGCGACAACAUGAGGCGCGUGAAUGAAUUGGUUGGGAAAAACACUGACAAGGCUUCAACCACGCUCAAGGAAAUGACUGUGCAGAUGGAGAAACUCCUUGACCUUGCAGCUGGAGCCGCCGAUGCCGUUGACGACGACGAUGAGAACAUUCGCCUUCGCGUCUAAUGGAUGUUAAACCGAGCGGGUUUAGUUUUUUUUUUUUUGUUCACAAUACAAAUGGAAAUAAAUAAAUGAAUAUGUAUACAUUACAUACAAACUGUGUUAUGAUAAAUUAGUAAUUCAGUUUUUGAAAUAUAUAAUGUGCUCAAGUUUUGCAUCU
Messenger RNA from Arabidopsis lyrata subsp. lyrata, 826 nucleotides. Its product is annotated as pectinesterase inhibitor 2. Bases 109 to 672 code for a protein of 187 amino acids. The record is from RefSeq and is a predicted model, not a curated record. The transcript is spliced from 2 exons. Gene Ontology annotation, molecular function: enzyme inhibitor activity. Lineage: Eukaryota; Viridiplantae; Streptophyta; Magnoliopsida; Brassicales; Brassicaceae.